AUGGAAUCCGUAUCUUCACGCGGUAGCGACGUAAUCGGCAAUCUCAAAUCCCCGUUUGCUGUUUCGCAUUUCCUGACCGUUGUGUAUUUUGCCUUCGGAUUCUUCUUCUCGAGGCUGUUCCUCGAUAGAUUCGUCUUUCAUAGGAUAUCUGUAUGGCUUUUGAGAACCGGUUCUUCGCCACUGAAAUUGAACGAUGCGACUCGUGUGAAAAUCAUCAAAUGCAAAGAGUCCUUGUGGAAAUUGUUAUACUAUGCUGGUUGUGAGAUUUGUGUUCUUGGAUUGGUUUAUCUAGAGCCGUGGUUUGGUGAUAUAAAACUUUACUUUGACGGAUGGCCAAAACAGGAACUGAAGUCAUCUCUAAGGCUUUACUAUAUGUGCCAGUGUGGGUUCUAUGUAUAUAGUGUUGCUGCGUUGAUUGCUUGGGAGACAAGAAGAAAGGACUUUGCUGUUAUGAUGUCUCAUCACAUAAUCACCAUCAUCCUCAUUGGCUCCUCUUACUUAGUGGGGUUUUUCCGAAUUGGAUCAAUCAUACUCGCCAUUCAUGACGCGAGUGAUGUGUUUAUGGAAUCUGCUAAAAUAUUCAAGUAUUCGGGAAAGGAGCUUGGAGCAAGUGUGUGUUUUGGAUUAUUUGCUAUUUCUUGGUUCUUGCUGCGGUUGGUGUACUUCCCAUUUUGGAUCAUCAGGGCUACGAGCUCGGAACUACUGCGAUAUUUGGAUAUGACAUUGGUUAAAGACACGUUGAUGUACUAUGCGUUCAACACAAUGUUGCUAAUGCUAUUAGUUUUCCACAUUUAUUGGUGGUAUCUCAUCUGUGCUAUGAUCAUAAGACAGCUUGAAAACAGAGGAAAAGUGGGAGAAGACAUAAGAUCAGAUUCAGAGGAUGAUGAUUAG
Messenger RNA from Microthlaspi erraticum, 891 nucleotides. Lineage: Eukaryota; Viridiplantae; Streptophyta; Magnoliopsida; Brassicales; Brassicaceae. The record is from the annotation of a GenBank genome assembly.